Molecule: messenger RNA, 3954 nt
Organism: Saccoglossus kowalevskii
Lineage: Eukaryota; Metazoa; Hemichordata; Enteropneusta; Harrimaniidae
Source: RefSeq, a predicted model, not a curated record
AUGACAAAGCUCAACCAACUAAGGAAGAAGCGGGACAAAGCUAGAAGGGUGCUUGUUAAUGCACUAGAACCUGAAGAGGACUCAAUUCGCACCUUCAAUAGCCAACAAGACAAACCGUCAGUCUACGAACAAAUAGCAAGUCGACUGUCGCGCCUACAUCAACUAGAAGAAGACUCUAUCGCCGCGCAUCGUGAAUUGUACGACCACUUAAAAGUAGAUGAUCCAGAAUUCGACGAGGUUAUAAAGGAUAACCAGGAACUGUCCAACAGAUGUGCUCGGGUCGAUUCGUUCGUCGAGAAACACAGAGUUGUUUACAAUCAACCGCAACAAAGUCAAAUCAAUGCCAGCGCGCGUAACCAGUCUCAUAAUUCUGCGGCCCAACAUGUUCAAUUCCCACCAUCACUGACAUACAGAUCGUCUAUGCAACUACCUAAAUUGGAAAUCCCUAAAUUCAGCAGAGACGCACUCGAGUGGAACCAGUUUCACGACAAUUUCUCAUCUGCGAUCGACAGUGAUGACCGAUUAUCCGAAGUUCAGAAACUCACCUAUUUGAAGAGUUUCCUCACAGACGAGGCCAAACGAACAAUAGAUGGCUUACAAACUACACAAGCCAACUAUAAAAUCGCCUUCGAUUUGUUGAAAGAGCGCUACAGACAACCCAAGAUGAUUAUCGACGCUCACAUGCGGUCACUUUGGGCGCUACCGGCUCCGAACAACGAUCCCACGAGUCUAAGACGCUUCCACGAUGAGGUCGAGACUACGAUACGCGGUCUACGAGUUCUACACAUGAACGAGAGCAGUUACGGAGCUCUUUUGAUCCCCAUGUUGUUGGAUAAAUUGCCAAUUACCUUCCAACAACAACUCGCAUGCAAUCACGGGGAUGACGAUUGGACACUCACCGGACUGACCGCUGUUAUGCGAGCAGAAAUACGAGCUCUCUCUGUCGGCAAUAAAUUCUCUACACUUUCCUGUGACGAUGAGACUGAUACAAAGUCUACAGUUGCCGCCUUCUACACAAAUACACACGCGAAGAAACCCUACAAACCGAGAAAACCCGCCUAUAAGCCGCCCGCUGAACGUAAAUGCGUCUACUGUCAAGAAAUGCACAACCCAACUUCAUGCGUUAAAGUGGCCACCCCAGAACUAAGAUUGCAGUAUGUCAAAACCAAUCAGCUGUGCUUUAAUUGUUUGGGAUCUCAUAAAGCCAACUCCUGUAAGUUAAAGUAUAGUUGCAAAAUAUGUAAGAAGCGACACCAUACUUCGCUACAUCGUCAUAACAAACAAUCGAACGACAAUAGCUCAAACAAUUCAGGCUCUGAAACUCCCCCUGUGAGUGUAAAUUUUACCCAUGCUUCACAGAAGUUGGCGAACCGAAGCGAUCGGUACUCGGGCGAUCGUAAUAUUACACCGAGUAAUCCCCCAAACCAUGUGUUGCUAAAAACAGCUACUAUUCCAGUCUCUUACCGUGGUAAAAUGGUCUACGCUACAGCUCUGUUUGAUGAAGGAGCCGAUCGUAGUUUUGUGACUCACAAUCUCGCCCAAAGGCUUAACGCCAACGUACAUUUCACUGAACAACUCAGAUUGAAGUCGUUCAACAACCCGGAUGCCGAAUGCAAAUCCGUGCCAUGUACUACGUUACAACUACAUACUAGAGACGGACAGAAAAAGCCCAUCGAUGUUCUAUACGUUAAGGAAAUUUCCGAUAAGCUCACUAAUGUUGUGACAACCAAUAUUACCAACAUGCCCCAUUUGCGAGGAUUAAAUCUAGCCCAAAAACCGAUGCCCAGCGAGUCUACUAUAAGAAUAGACAUUCUGAUUGGAGCCGACAAGUACUGGGACUAUGUCCGUAAUGAUGUUAUUAGAGGCCCGGGACCCACCGCCGUCGAUUCCGUGUUCGGAUAUUUACUUUCGGGGCCUGUCGACCGAAACCACAUAACACGCGCCGCGGCAUUCACUGGUCGAACACACGUACGAAAUACGCGCUCCAAUAGUGUAACCGCGUUCCAUUUCACCGCCGAAGUACAAGCACUACGAACUAGUCAGGUGUUAGACAAGAACAUUGCAUCAUUUUGGGACUUAGAAUCUAUAGGGAUCCGUGAACAAAUCAAUCAAGAUCCAGUAACAGUUGGUCACACAGAACAGUACAAGCAGUAUAGUCAAAACUGCUUGGACGUAGUCAAUGGUCGAUUUAGCGCCAAGUUGCCAUGGAAACCAAAUCACGAUCCCCUGCCAACUAACUACUACGCAACUGAACAGCGCACGCGAAACAUGGUACGAAAAUUACCACGUGACAUUAUUCAGGCGUAUGAUAAGGUGAUUACCGAUCAGCUGGAUAAAGGUUGCAUAGAGAAAGUUGUACCGGACAAUAACAAUACAGGUCACUAUCUACCGCAUAGGGCAAUAAAACGAGAAAGUUCUGCCUCCACCCCAAUUCGUGUCGUCUAUGAUUGCAGUGCUAAAUCUGGGGCCGGUCAACCGAGUUUGAGUGAUUGUUUAGAGAUAGGCCCUCCCUUGUUGAACGACCUCACUGGUAUCCUACUGCGCUUCAGAGCGAAUCCGGUUGCCAUAACAAGUGACAUUGAAAAGGCCUUUCUACAAAUUGGAUUAAGUACAGAAGACCGCCAAUACACUAAGUUCUUAUGGCUAUCGGACAUCAAAAACGUCAACAGCGACUUUUCUACUUAUCAAUUUUGUUCUGUUUUAUUUGGUGCAAGUCCAAGCCCGUUCAUAUUAAACGCGGCCAUCAAAACACUCAUCGACAAUAACACUGACGUACCAGCCGCGAAUGAUCUUCAACAGAACAUUUACGUAGACGAUGUCAUAACCGGGAGCACAAACACGAGUGAAGCCAUCCAAUACUAUCACGAUGCGACACAGUUAUUGGCUACACGCGGGUUCAACUUAAGAAGUUGGAGUUCUAAUGACGCUGCUAUACGCGAACUCGCCGCCCAUGAUGGACGGGGGAAAUCCGAUAACCCCGUGACAGUUCUCGGUAUGAAAUGGGACACAAAUCGCGACAUACUACAAUGUAAGCAAAUCGAGUUGCCUAGUAACGACCCACUGAUUACCAAACAUGACAUUGUUAGUUACACCGCUAGUUUGUAUGAUCCAUUGGGUUUGUUGACGCCCGCGCAUAUCGCCGCUAAACGACUAAUACAAACUUUAUGGAAACAGAAUCAACACUGGGACACUCCUAUCUCUGAUAAGUUACGCAACGAUUGGGAAGUAAUUGCUGAAAACCUCCAAGAUAAACAGUUUAAGUACGUGCCGACCAAAUGCAAUCCAGCAGACCUGCUUACUCGCGGUAUCACCUCCAAGGAAUUAUGCGAUUCUGAAUUGUGGUGGAAAGGUCCUCCGUGGCUGGGAAAUCGUGAUUCUUGGCCAACAUGCGAGUUGUUUGACAAGCCAAACAUAUCCGUCAAUCACGUAGCAUUGACGCCAACUGGGGACAUCGAUUUCGCGCCGCUAGUUCAUCAGGAUAUCCCCGCUACCUAUGUCAACAAAGAAUCAAUGACGUCAUCAUUAGAUAGAAGCCCCGCAGUGACGUCACAGACCCGGGAAAGCCUUACCCGUGAGAAUACUCCAUCGGUACCAGUCGGCAAUCACAAUGCAUCGCGCACCGUAAACACUAAGGAAGUACCUGUUGGAUUACAAUAUGUGAUCAAUCUGGAUGAUUACAAUAACAAUUACAACAAACUUUUGCGAAUUACUGCUUAUGUGUUGAGAUUCGUACAACUACUUAAAUCGAAAGAGAAAUGCACCCAAGAUAAACCCAGUGCCACGGAAUUAAAUAAUGCAGAAAUACACUGGAUUACUGACAUUCAACAUGAACACUUUGCUGAUAUAUUCGCGUCUACCAAAAAUGACAAUAAGAAAUACGGUCAUCUUAGUAGCCAACUGAAGCUAUUUAUCGCCGAGGAUAAAUUACUACGCCUAGGCGGUUGUCUUCAAUAG